Messenger RNA from Vicia villosa (hairy vetch), 1554 nucleotides. RefSeq lists its product as uncharacterized. The coding region runs from base 1 to 1554 and encodes 517 amino acids. The record is from RefSeq and is a predicted model, not a curated record. NCBI's taxonomy places the organism in Eukaryota, Viridiplantae, Streptophyta, Magnoliopsida, Fabales, Fabaceae. Gene Ontology annotation, molecular function: nucleic acid binding. The transcript has 3 exons.
AUGCAUUGUGAUGUUAAUGAAAGUUCAGAUGCUCACACACCUCCAUCAAACUCCUUUUCUUUUGAUUUAAAUGAGGAUUUGUUUGUGGAAGAAGAUAUACAUAUGGAAGGUGUAUUGCAUGAAUCAAAUUUAAAUACUGAGUUAAAUGGUGACAUUAAUCAAAGUCAAGCUCAUGCAACAUCCAAUAUUUCUUUAUCAAGUAAUCUAUCUUGUGACAAUGAUGAAAAUAUCAUGGAUGAAGUCACAAAUUUAGAAUUGUCAGAAGCAUCAACAAACACUCAUUCUAAAAAAAAGUUGUCUAAUGAUGUAAGAAAGGCCAUAUACGAGUCUCUUUUGGAAAAAAGUGUUGAAAAAAAUUUGAAAAAAGGGGUGACUAAAUUUGUGGCAUCACAAUUUUCAGUAACCAUGCAUACUGUUCAACGCAUUUGGAAACGAGGAAAAGAAAAUUGUGUAUAUGGUGAUGUAUCCCAUAGAAUGAAAAAAAAUUGUGGUCGAAAAAAAAUUCAACUUGAUGUUGAUCAAAUUCGUGGAAUUCCUUUGUCUCAAAGAACGAUUAUUAGAUGUCUUUCUCAUGCAUUAAAUAUGAGUAAGACCACAAUACAUCGACGUCUAAAGUCGGGAGUCAUGCGAAGACACUCAAAUCCUAUAAAACCUUUUCUAAAUGAAGAGAACAAAAGAAGUAGAUUGCGUUUUUGUAUAUCAAUGCCUCAAAGUGCUAGUUUACCACAUGAUCCAAUAUUUUCAGGGAUGUAUAACAUCAUACAUAUCGAUGAAAAGUGGUUUUAUAUGACAAAAAAGUCCGAGAACUACUACUUAGUACAAGAUGAAGAAGAUCCGAUUCGCACUUGUAGAAGUAAAAAUUUCAUCGAAAAAGUAAUGUUCUUAGCUGCAAUAGCUCGUCCGAGAUUUGAUUCACAAGGAAAUGAACUCUUUUCUGGAAAAAUUGGUAUAUUUCCUUUUAUCACACAAGAGCCAUCUAAGAGGUCUAGUGUUAAUAGAGUUGCAGGAACACUAGAGACCAAACCAAUAACUUCAGUUAAUAAACAAGUUAUAAAGACCUUUUUGUUUGAUAAAGUCUUAGCUACUAUCAAAGCAAAAUGGCCAAGAGAGGAUUUAAGUCAUCCAAUAUUUAGCCAACAAGACAAUGCAAGAACUCACAUUGAUUGUAAUGAUGAUGAUUUUCGUAGAGUAGCUUCACAAGAUGGUUUUGAUAUCCGAAUGACGUGUCAGCCUCCAAAUUCUCCAGAUUUAAAUAUUUUAGAUCUUGGAUUUUUUAAUGCUAUUCAAUCCUUGCAAUAUAAGGAGUCGCCUAAAUCUAUUGACGAUCUUUUGAAAGCAGUUGAAAAAUCAUUUGAAGAACUUUCUGCGGUGAAAUCAAAUCAUAUAUUUUUAAGUUUACAAUCGUGCAUGAUUGAAAUCAUGAAAGCAAGGAGUUUCAAUAAAUAUAAGAUCCCGCAUAUGCAAAAAGAAAUGUUAGAACGACAAGGAGAGUUGCCUAUACAAUUAAAAUGUGAUCCAAAAUUAGUACAAGAUGUUCUUAAUUAUUUAGGAUAG